CCUGGGGCUCCGCAAGAGGCGGAGAGGCUGCGGGAGAGUCUGGCGGGGGGAGAUCCAGAGGUUCUCCGGAUACAGAAACUUGAAGCCAUUUGAAAUCUUUGCAAGGCAAAAUUUUCUGUUGCUGGGAAAAAAAGAGCGGAGUCACUUGGAGGGAUCAGAGUCCUGAGGCUCCAGAAAUGAUCCUGUGAAGGAAAAGGCAUCUGGAGACCCAGAAGAAUCCUUGAAGCCAUUUGGAGUUGCUCUGCAGGAGAGGGAAAGGAUGGAGACACAACCUUUGGGAAAGGAGGGAGCCAGAAAAGGCCCUUCAGCUGCUCAGCCUGGGAAGCUCUGGACAAGGACCAGGCAGGAGAUCCUGGAGGAGGAAACCAUCCUCCCUUCAGAAGUUCAGCCCUGGAAUUUCAUCCAAUAUCGGGAGGCUGAGGGUCCCCGAGGACUUUGCAGCCGACUCCAUGACUUUUGCAGGCGCUGGCUGAGAUCAGAAAAGCACACCAAAGCCCAGAUGCUGGACCUGGUGGUUCUGGAGCAGUUCCUGGCUCUCCUGCCCCCAGAGAUGGAGAGCUGGGUGCGGGAGUGUGGAGCAGAGACCAGCUCCCAGGCGGUGGCCCUGGUGGAAGGCUUCCUCUUGAGCCAGGGAGAGGAACAGAAGGAGCAGGUCGAGAUGCAGGUGAGACACUUUAGGGAGCUCAAAAGACAAUAG
Ahaetulla prasina is the source of this 697-nucleotide messenger RNA. Its product is annotated as zinc finger protein 24-like. The record is from RefSeq and is a predicted model, not a curated record. The coding region runs from base 260 to 697 and encodes 145 amino acids. The transcript has 2 exons. NCBI's taxonomy places the organism in Eukaryota, Metazoa, Chordata, Lepidosauria, Squamata, Colubridae.